CACGGCUGCAGUUGCAGUAUUUCCUUUCAGAACAGAGACGCGAGAAGUGUCUGCUGAGCGAAUUUGACAUUGAAGUGGAGCCCUGCAGAGCCGGAUGUGCGAAGGGAGGCCUGUCUGUGGCAGUGACGCAGUAUCAGUGUUGGUAUCUCCCUGCUAGGUCUGUUUUGCACGGGAGUUGUGCUGUACAACCAUGGCCACUGGAGCAGUCCUUGACCCAGAUAUCAUCAGGGAGGUCCUGGAAUGCUCAAUCUGCAUGGAGACUUUCAACCAGGACCAGUUACGGCCCAAACUCCUGCAGUGUGGGCAUACUGUGUGCAGGCAGUGCCUGGAGAAGCUGCUUGCAAGCACCAUCAACGGAGUGCGCUGCCCCUUUUGUAGCAAAGUGUCCAGGAUGAGUAACAUCUCCCAGCUUGCUGAUAAUUUUACUGUUCUUAAAAUCAUUGAGUGUGCAAGCUCCAGUGCAACAACAUGUUUGAUGUGCAGAGUGUGCAGGAACAGACUACCAAAGCAGUACUGCCAGGUGUGCAGGUUGGUGCUGUGUGAUGCCUGCAAAGCUGAGGGACACGAGCAGCAAGGCCACCCUGUGCUUGCCAUCCAUGCUGCGGCCGAGCAGCGCAGGAGAGACGUGGGGGAGAAACUAUCUGCUUUGCGGCAGAUGAUGCAGGAUAUACAGAAGAAGAAGUCUGCUCUAGAUGGAGUUUUCAGAAACCUGCGGUUAAAGUACAAAUCCGUGCAACAGGACUAUGCUAAAGCUGAGCUUGGAUUACAGGACGAGCUGACAAAGUCUCGCAAGGCUUUUUACGGUUCCUUGUCAGAAAUUGAAAAACUGAACAACCAGGUUCUCGAGGAACAGACCUAUCUUUUAAACCUGGCGGAAGUCCAGCUGGUGUCGAGAUGUGACUAUCUCACCAUGAAAAUAAAGCAGGCAGAUAUUGCCCUGCUGGAAGAGGCCAUUGACGAGGAGGAGCUGGAUUUGAAGUGCAACCUUCCUGUGCUUCUGAAGCUGCAGGAGCCUGAACUGGUCCAAGCUGAACACCUGGAGCCUCUGGGUGUGGGGCAGGUCAGAACAAACCAGGUCACUGUGAACACGGAAGAGGAUUACCAGGAACAGGCACAAUCUUCGUUCAAUUUGUGUCGAGAUGUUGACAUGGUGGCUGAAAAAACUUGCUCUUUGACAGCGUCGCCAAGCUUCAAACCAAAGGCUGCGGAGUCAGGGGCUUCUGGAUCACAGCAGUGCCAGUUCAUUAAGAAAAUGGGCUGCAAGGGCAAUCUGCCUGGCAUGUUUAAUCUCCCUGUUAGCUUGUGUGUUACAAUGCAAGGGGAGGUGCUCGUGGCCGAUCGUGGAAACUACAGAAUUCAGAUUUUCAAUCGGAAGGGCUUCCAAAAAGAAAUCCGACGAAGCCCUAGUAGCAUUGACAAUUUUGUUCUCAGUUUUCUUGGGGCAGAUCUUCCAAAUUUGAUACCACUGUCUAUAGCCGUUAACAGUCAGGGUCUGAUAGGCGUCACAGAUAACUAUGACAAUUCAGUGAAGGUGUACACACCUGACGGCCACUGUGUAGCAUGCCACAAGAACCAGCUGAUUAAACCGUGGGGCAUUGCAGCAAUGCCUUCAGGACAGUUUGUGGUCACGGAUGUGGAAGGGGGCAAACUGUGGUGUCUUGCGGUGGAUCGCUGUGUGGGGGUUGUGAACUAUAGCAGGCUGUGUUCAGCUGUCCGCCCCAAGUUUGUUACCUGUGACAGCAGCGGGACUGUGUAUUUCACUCAGGGUCUGGGAUUAAACAUAGAGAACAGACACAACGAGCAUCAGCUGGAAGGAGGCUUUUCCAUUGGGUCUGUGGGUACCGACGGACAACUGGGCAAACAACUGAGCCAUUUCUUUUCAGAAAAUGAGGACUUCCGCUGCAUUGCUGGAAUGUGUGUGGAUUCCAGAGGAGAUCUACUGGUCGCAGACAGCGGUCGGAAAGAGAUUUUGCACUUUCCCAAAGAAGGGAGUUUCAAUGCCUUGAUCCAAGAAGGGCUAACGUGUCCUGUUGGUCUUGCCAUAACUCCUAAAGGCCAGCUGUUGGUGUUGGAUUGCUGGGACCACUGUGUAAAAGUGUAUACUUAUCACCCAAGAAGACAGUCAUGCACAGACUAGGGCUAAAACCCCAGAAUGUCGUUUUGCAAUAUAUUCAACAUCUCUCUUCUGUUUCCAUUCAUAUAGGAAACGAUAUGCUUCAAAUUCAGGAAACACUGCUACUAUAUUUUAGUGCAGAAAGCAAAAUAUUGGUGUUAAGUGUAUGUCCAAAAAAAAAAAGUGGCCACCCCUUUAUGUUCAUAUGUUAAUAAAUAAAUAAAUAAAACACCACACACAUCAGCGUAGUCAGCUGGUGACCGUUUUAAAAUGAACUAGUCAUGUAAUUACUGCAGUAACGUUCCCUAUGCAUUUAUACAUGUUGAUGUAAAAAAGGAUGGUGACUAAUUAGAUUCUUCAAUCAUAUUGAAAUAUGCAGGGAGUCUGGUCCCAGGUACAGGACAAACAGAUUACUCGUUCUUACAAUUUUUGCAUGACU
Messenger RNA from Polyodon spathula (Mississippi paddlefish), 2552 nucleotides. RefSeq names its product E3 ubiquitin-protein ligase TRIM32-like. Gene Ontology annotation, biological process: proteasome-mediated ubiquitin-dependent protein catabolic process; negative regulation of translation; protein polyubiquitination. Gene Ontology annotation, molecular function: protein binding; ubiquitin protein ligase activity; zinc ion binding. The transcript has 3 exons. The record is from RefSeq and is a predicted model, not a curated record. Bases 191 to 2137 code for a protein of 648 amino acids. NCBI's taxonomy places the organism in Eukaryota, Metazoa, Chordata, Actinopteri, Acipenseriformes, Polyodontidae.